UCUGUCAAGAAGCUUUUGCAGUCAGUCAUUUGAUAGUGGAAGAGUUGGCCCUCUAAGAUUUCCUGCGUAUCUGGAAAGGGGAGCAGCCCUGGAGAUGUGACAUGCUCUGUGAAAAUUAGGGAUUAGUUUUUGCUAUUCCUAGCCAGUCUCUGCUGAACCUAAGGUAUUUCAGUGGUUAAGGAUGAAAAAAACACAUACACACAUAAAGAAGAACUUCUCUCCUUUUCAUUAUGAACUGAAGUAACUUCAUCAAGAGAAUCUAAUCAACAUUAAACUACUUCCCUCCAAAGUAAUUUCCUCUCUGUCAAUGCACAGACAUGCAUUUUUACUUAGUUAUAAUUAGUGUGAACAUACUUGUUUUUGUUUAAGAAAGGUUUUCUUUACCUUGGCAUUCAGAUUUGUUUUCAUAGGCGAAGAAAACACUGAGAAAGAGAAGGAACCUUCACUGGAGAGCUGGGAGGAUUAUAUUGAGUCAUAUUAUCCCAGAGUUAAAGAAACCUUAAAGGACCCCAAAUCCCUCCCCGUAUCUCUGAUGACUGCACUUCUAGAUUAAUGGACUCACUGGAGUAGCUUUCCCCUGCAAGCGCCGCCCCCCCCCAUCUGACUUCACAGCACCAAGGGCCGACUUUCCCUUCUAAAGGAAGAAUGAAAUCCAUCCUCUGGCCCGAAAGGGUCUAUUUCUCUGCCAUGGGUCUGCACCCCUGUCCCCUGCUUUACUUUGUUGUGGGCUUAUCUAAAUGGUUUCCCAGGCAGGAAAAAAAGUGGAACCCAUGCUGCUCUGGGCUAGUCCUCCAUACUAUUCCCCUCGAAGGUCUGUUUUUUUCAAGUGUAAUCACACACCAACAGUUUCCAAUCUAUCAAAGCAUAAAGUUGCCAGUCCUCUUCCCUAAGUCAAGAAAGUAGCAAAGUUAGGUUUAAUUAAAACCAGCAACUAUUUGCACAGCUGUCCCUGGGUUCAGGGCUUGUAAAGGGAUUUAGCUUCAAACUCUGCUGCUUAAGUCCUUCGGGAGUUUCACAAAAAAACAUUUAGGCCCCUCACCUGGGCAGUGCCAGGCCUUUGCUCCCCAAGCCCUUCAGGAGCAGUGGGCUGGGCCCCACUGCGAUUUCCGCUUUCCGCCUGGGCAGUCAGACCCUCCCAACACAUGUGGCUUGGAGCAAAGCAGAGAAGAUACACAAGUCUCCUUUUGUGUCAGGGACAGGAGCUGUGAACGUUACUCCGCGAAGUUCCUGAAAAUUCCCCUAGGGUUGGGAACAGGAGGGAGAAUGGAUCAGGCAUAGUCUUCCUUUUGUGAGCUUUUCUGACUCUGCACACUCUCCGUUUCCUGGUGGGUCUUUCACCCGCCCCCCAAUCCCCAGCCCCCAAGACAGCAACAGUCCCUGGCAGGCAUCCUUCAAAGGAGACUGGAGGCGGGGUAUCCCUGCUGAUAGAUGUAUCCGCAAGUUGUCCCAGCAAAGCCCUGGCGAGGAGGACAAGCCAGAGCUCAGCAUUUGGCUGAUUUUCAAGGGCACGGGGAGCAGCGCCUUAGGCAGCCUCGAGUCCGGAAAAAGCCCUUUCUCACUUGCAGUGAAUGUAGGGGCCAGCGAGGGUCACUGACUGCGGGCAGGAGGCGAGGCUGGCCCCACACGCCGAGAGGCAAGGAGGCGGAGGAGUGGCGGGUUACGAAAAGUGACCUUGGCGACCCCAAACGCCCCCGGCCUCCUUCGCUGGCUGCUGCACCUGCCCGCGGAGCACGGCGAGCUGCCGGCGAGGCUAUGGCGAGCCCCGCGCCCUUAGCGGCAUCCAUCAGCCACCAAAUGGUAGCUCUGCACACCCUGCAGCUGCUGCAGCAAGAGUGGGGCUGGGGCGAUGCUCCAGGCGCUCCCGAAGGCUCGCACGACCUGGACUGCGUGUCCACCGCUCCAGCCUGUCGCUCAGGCUCACCGCUGGCCCGGCCGGGGCCUGGGUGCGAGGAGGAGAGCGGGGGCAGGGGCUCCAGGAAUGGGGGUUCCUGGGCGCAGGCGAGUUCCCCCGAGGCAGAAGUGAUGCGAGGCGCCGAGGGGGGCAGGAAACUGCUGCCCUUGCCCCGGGGCCGUGGGCCUGCCUGCACCCUGGCCGGGAGGGCGAUGCGCUGCGCGCUGGCCCGCGUAGUGGACUCGACCUCGGGGCUGGUCAGCGUGGAGCAGACGCUGCUGGCGCCCCUCCAGCAGGAGCGGUCCUUCCCCAUCCACCUGAAGGACAGUGUUGAGUUUAGAAACAUCUGCAGUCAUUUGGCUCUACAACAGGGACAGCAGUUUGACAGAGAUCUGGAUGCUGCCCACCAGUGCUUGAAGACGAUAGUCAAGAAGCCGAUUCAGUCACUUGCUAGUCUUCCUUCGGAUGUCCAUGUGGUAGCCUGUGCUUCCUUGAGACAGAUCUUACAGAAUCUCCCAGACAUAUGAGUGGUCAAGAUACUGGAAUUAAAGCCACAGCUAGCACUGCUAAGAGCACUGGGUACCUGCAAUUCCUAGACAAUGGAUAUUUUUAUUCCCAGUAGUAAGUAGAGGCUUGAUAGCAUAUACAGCAGUCUAGCCAGUGGCAGCUGUACCCUUUGGAGUUAUAGCAAAUUGGUGAAAAAAAUUUAAAGCAGCAGUUUACAUUUUUAAGUGUGUUGACAUAUUUGCUGAUGUUUUGAUCGAAAUAUAUUCCACUUUGUGGAACUGAUUAGAUUAUAUCUGUAUAUACAUUUGUUAAUCUGUAUGUUAAGUAUUAAUUGAAUGACACCUUAAUCUACCCUCAUAUUAAUGUAUGAGUAUGAGGUUUAAUAUAGUUAUUUGUAUGAUUAAAGCUCCAUGGUUUUUAAAAUUAUCUUGAUAAACAGGCUAUUUGAUAAUUGAUAUGUUCUACUUACUGAGCCCUUCAUUUUUUGUUAUGAGAAUGCUCUUUAGAUGUUUCAGGACCACAACCACAUGUGUCAGUAAUUAUGAGUUCCAAUCCUGGCAUCAAGAGCUUGCUGUUGGGCAGGAGAAGACUGCUUCUAAACCUUGUGCUUUCAAAUACUGAUUUGUAAAUUUCAAAUGAUAAUGAGCUAUGAAGUACCAAGGUAUAUGAUAUGUAAAUACAAAGUACAGUAUUAUGAAAGUCUCAUGCGGAAACAUCUAGCUCUUCAUACUCUUUAUAAAUACUCCCACUGAAGUAGAAAAUUCUUGUGAAAAAAAGGAAGGCAUGGAUAUGAUGGCAGGUUUCCCUAAACAUUUAGAACCAGGAAGAGAGAGAGUGACUUUUUUUUGCAGCAACAAUCUGCACAUGCUUAAGAAAAACUAAAUUUCCUGUUGUUUAGCAAUGACUGUGUUGAGAACCAAAGGUAAAUUGAAAGGCUGAUUUUCCCUUAAAGUUUUAAUAGAAAUGGCAUCAGAUUUAGGGGAAAAAAAGGGUAUAGUGUACACACAUGUUUUCUAAAGGAAUUAUAAACUGUGUCUAUAUGGUAAGAUUAUAUCUACUGUUAAAAAUUAAGUGCUAAUAAUAAUCAAAGCCUUUCUAAUCCCACAUAUUCUAAUCCUAGUUGGUUACACAUAUUUUCUUCCACAAUCUUAGGAUAAAAAAAGUAAAUUUAUUGCUCCUCUUUAGAUGUAACUGAUCAUUUUCACAGAAGAGGAUUAAAUUUAUGAGACUGAAUU
Sus scrofa (pig) is the source of this 3633-nucleotide messenger RNA. It is a transcript of the gene DLEU7, whose product is annotated as deleted in lymphocytic leukemia 7. The record is from RefSeq and is a predicted model, not a curated record. Lineage: Eukaryota; Metazoa; Chordata; Mammalia; Artiodactyla; Suidae.